Messenger RNA from Capsicum annuum, 708 nucleotides. RefSeq lists its product as uncharacterized. The transcript has a single exon. NCBI's taxonomy places the organism in Eukaryota, Viridiplantae, Streptophyta, Magnoliopsida, Solanales, Solanaceae. The coding region runs from base 40 to 537 and encodes 165 amino acids. The record is from RefSeq and is a predicted model, not a curated record.
CUGGCGAAUGGCCAAAUGAGUUCUGGCCGAUAAUACCUUAUGUUUUUUGUUUUACAGGCCGAGAAACACUUGCAAAUUCGUCAGGAUGCUGAACAAAGAUAUAUUACCAUGCUGGAGAAGGCCUGUAAAAUGCUUGCUGAUCAAUUCAUCGGUGAUGUAGUUACUGAAAAUCAUCAAGAGACUUACCAAGGAUUAGGAACAAAGACACAACUUAGUCCUUUAUGUAAUCCAAACGGAUUGUGUCCCUCGGAUUCUGCUGACCUUAUUGGAGUCCAUGGACCGGAAGAAGUUUCCCCCAGAAUCCAUCCACAGCGCACGGAUUGCUCCACUGAAAGCUGCUUAACUUCACAUGAGAGCCCAGCUGGACUUCCUCUAGAAGGAUCUUCACCUGGAGGGAAAAAACGAGGGCUAAGCGGAGAUUCAACACAUGCAUCAUAUGUUUGGGGUGAAGCUGAUAUGAGAUCAUCAGGUGUUCACGCGAUACCGGUUAAUUGCUUCGGGAUUACUGGCUCUAACGUUCAAAAUGUCUCGAAUUAAGAGAUUAGGCCAAGUUCGUUUGCAGUCUUUGAUUUGCACAUUGCAGUUUCUGGAUAUUCCAAUGAGCUCAACUUAAAGCUGUGUAAAUCUAAGCUGAUGUUAGUCCAACUCUUUACUGCAUCUUUUGUGAAAUCUUAGAUCCUAAAGAAAGGGAAGAAAAUUGAGAUAUCA